This is a messenger RNA of Porites lobata, 10096 nucleotides long. The record is from the annotation of a GenBank genome assembly. Lineage: Eukaryota; Metazoa; Cnidaria; Anthozoa; Scleractinia; Poritidae.
AUGCCAACAUAUGUCUCUGCAUCACCGACGUUUGAGGAACCACGAGACUGGGGCAACAAUUAUGGAUCACGAAUCAGGGGUUACUUUGUGCCUAACCAAACUGGGCCACACGUAUUCUUCAUAGGUAUUACAUUUGCAAACAAUAAACAAUUAGAUUACGCUGUAAAUAGGUAUGACGAUGAUGAUUAAAAUUUUUACUAUAAGAAGGGUAUGAUUAUAAUAGCAAUAAUAGAAUUAAAUAUUUAUCAUCAUUAUUAUUAUUAUUAUUAUUAUUAUUAUUAUUAUUAUUGUUCUAUUACAAAUAACGUGGACGGUGAAAAAAUCCCAUAAUAUACAGUUUGACCUGAUUAAGAGGCCAUCUCGCCCUCGCGUUACCGGCAAGUGGCUGCUCUAUAGAGGUUCGUCAAAAAUCAGCAUAAUCUUAAGCAGAAACAUCAUUUUUUAUUUUGAAACAAACGCUCCACGGAAGAAACAUUACUGUUCCACAAUCAAUGACCAAUUCCUAUCUCGGCAUGUAUUUUUCUUCUUCACAUUCUUAAAAUGAAGCCAAACUAAGAGUUUCAAGCGGUUGAUGGCUUGUUAAUAGAGGUGACAACAAAUGUAGAACUCUUGUUGGGACGGCUAACAGGUGGCCGCGGCCGAUUAAUAGAGGUGGAAGAUUCAUAGAGGUUUAAUUUCCCAUUCUUAGCUACAAUUAUUUCGGGACUUUGAUUACUGGCUGCUUAAUAGAGGUUGGCUGCUUAAUAGAGCUUCAGAUGUAGUUGCUUUUUGAUAGCAUUACAUUUGUGUGUAUUUUCUCGUUUUGUAUUAUUGAUUUUACUUUUUCUUUCACAUUUUCUUCAAGAAAGCGAUAAUGAAGGCCAGCUAUUUCUCAGUACCACACUUGACCCAGACAAAAAGAUAUUAAUCUGCAAAGUUCAAAAAGACCACGAGUCACUACCGCUGCAGUUCAAAAAGUAAGACGUCCAGUCUGGCUUUUUAGUAUAAAGGGACCUCUCUAAUUUCUUUCUCUUUUUUCUUUUCCUUUUUUUUUCCAUUUAGCGUUUUACCAGUAGGCGUAAAACUGGCAAACGACGCUUGACAUAAAUUUGCAUCAUAAACAUAGUUUGUAAAAAUGAAGUUGAUAUAACAAAAUACUGUCAAAACAGUAAUUUAUGAUGAAGCUUCUUUUACAGUCGAACCAGGUCAUGCGUACCCUUAAGAUUCCAUUAAUGAAUUUAUUAUUGGAAAGUUGAACCCUUUGGUAGUUAUAGAUUUCAGAUUCAUUUCUGCAUUCUUGCAUGCGUAAUGAGCCGUGAAUUCACACGCGAGGAGGUUAUGAAAUUUCUACCAGGUCAGUUUCGCUCAAUUGAUGUAAAAAUGUCUUCGAAGCAAUUUUAUCCACUCAAAGAUUUUCAAUCUGACCAAAUACAGAGAAGUUCUAGUAAAAUAUUUACUGCUCAUAACGCAUGCAGGAAUGCCGAUUUGAAUUUGACACUAGUUACGGGAGGGACUAACGGAUUUAUUUUUCAACUAAUCAGAUCAUUAUGAUUAAUACAAUCUUGGGGGGAACGCUUGACCUGUGCCUUGACUUUAAUUAGAGUUAAAUGCUCCCUCUCCAAAAUAGAUAAAAGCAUUUGCCCCUUUUUGAAUCGUCUACUUGCUGAGUUACAUUCCUUAUACAUUAUUGCAUGCAAUAUGGAGGUUGAAAACACAUGCAUUGCAUGCACUUAGAAAGUUAAUUUGAAUAAAUUAGGGAGUUGAUUUCGAAUUUCUGGACUGUUAAGGUACCCCGAACAGAAGUCCUACCCAAUCAGCUUGAUAAAAGGUUCUUAUUACUACAUCGAGGCACUUCAUAAGGAACAGUAUGGCAAUGAUUCCUUGGCAGCCGCCGUACAAACACCUGAUAACAAAACCUAUGCACCCAUCCCUUCCCAGUUCCUGUGGACAGCCUCGCCAGUUGAAAACCCAGGUAUACACCCCAUAGAACUAACCGUGUUUCUAUCGAUACCAAAGAACAAUUUAGUACUUAAAGCAUUAAAAACUUUAUCUGAGGAAACCGAUAAUACAUAACCAUCACCCUACACGCAACUUUCCCACGCAUUUCAAGUAGACAAGCAGGCAUUAAUUGUAGCUCCAUAUUUUUCUUGUUUUCACUUUAACGAAGAAAUGUAAUACGUUAUUAUAAAUAUUUUGCCGAAACAGCCCAAGCAAUUUAUCCUUACACGACAACGAUUCCAUUUUUGCCAAAAUCUUACUUGUGGAAGCAAAGUUUUGUCAGUUAACUCAGUCACAAGUCUUACCUUUCGUUCUUCCUGUCUAAUAGUACCUUCCAUUGUUUUCUUUCCAGUGAACGUAGCGAAGGGUUCGUCCUAUAUUCUCUUAAAAAUAGCAGCAAAGGCCGGAGCCAAGGCUGGUGCUUCUCUUGGGAUAGCUCAAGCCCAAAAAAGUGGAGCAGAGGCAGGGGCAGAGGCAGGUGCUGAAGCCGGUGCCAAGGCUGGAGCUGAAGCAGCAGCUCAAGCUGCAACUAAGGCUGCAACAGAAGUGGCCACCAAAACACUGAAAGAGGCCUUGCUCAAACUGACAAAACUAAGCAAACCGGUGAGUGUUUCUGAUAUGACGCCGUCCUUCAAACAAGCCAUAUAAUUGCUAUAUUUGCCACUGUUUCCCACUUGGAUGAAUAUUAUUUAACAAUUAAAGUGUCGUUUUUAACUUGCAGUCCCACUGGAACUGAAAAUGUUACUUUCUUAAAGGUACGGCGCUUGAUUUGUCAGCGGACUGGAAUUGUCAUCCGGAGGCCAGAGAUCAAACGUUAUUCUGACCACUAGCUUACGAUUGGCUUUUUACUCACGGUCCUAAAACAGAACUCCUUGUCUUCCCUUGCAAAGAGCCAACUGAUCAGCUUCCAACCAGUGAUGGAUAAUUUUCUGCCCUCUUUGAAAUGAUAGGGUCGUUUAUUUAAACGAAGUCUAACUUAGAACGCGGUUUAGAAAAUCUUUGGACCUCCAGAUCUCCCCAUAGUGGGUUUUUUAAAGAAGACAAAUGCUUUUCUAGUCUACGCCAUACGCUUUCAUGAAACUGUUCACGAUAAAUGGUGUUAACAUAAAAGCGUUUUGCAAACUGGAAACGGCUUGGGACGCGGUUUUGUUAAACACCGGCUAAACUCCGUUUAAAUAUCUGGCCCAUAAAGUUUACUGAUUGUCUUUUUUUUUAAAUCACUGAUUCGCCCGACCCAGACACUGUAGCCUCGCGCUAUAACCCUGGUUUGCACUUGACGUCACGGUCAGCAUGUUGGUGAUCAAGAACAAAUUGGCAUUUGUCUCUGCUGGGAAAUAAACUCCAUUUUCAUGUACAUUUUCGAAAAAAAGUAUCGUAUUGACUACCUACGUGGCCGCCUUGUCACGUGCUUACAAACCAAGAAUAUUUCUCAUAUUUUUGUUUAUCAGGUAUUCAAUAUCUACACGGCAAACGGAAGUGUGAUUUCUCGUCCAGUUGCAUCUUCCAAACCUGGAAGUGAAAUAGGUGCUACGACGGCGGAAGGUAACAUUAGUGGCCAAAUUGCUCAAACUGGCCAAACUGGACUAACGGGAGCACACAAGGGAGUUGAAGUAGAGGCGUCAAGCCAUGUUGGCAAAAUCCGUGGUUCUUUUUCCUACAACCCAGAAAAACCAUUUUACAUUUUCCCAGGCAGCUCUCCUAACGUCCAUAUUAGAGCAACACAUCAUCAGUUUCUGGACCAACGGGGAUACGCCCGAGUAAGUAAGUUGAAAGAAAAAGUCCAAACCUAAGAUUCAGGAGGGUUGUUGGAGGGGAUGCUUCGGAUCCUCUGACAUUUUCCACUCCGACAAGAAAUUUCAAAUAAAGUUAUUGACUAGUUGCUCUGAAUAUAAGGGUGUUUAUAGUUGAAGUUUACUAGAAAUUUAAAAAAGUCUUUGACGGUGAAGAAAAUUGAAAAUGAUAAUCUGACAGUAUAUUUGUAGCGAAGAACCGAUGCAUCUGAGACCCUUAAAUAAACUAUAUUCCUGAAUCCUCCUCUGUAAAACCUCUGCACAAAGUUCUUGUUAAUUAAUUUGUGGCCUUGCAAACAGCCUGAAGAAAAUUGCUGAGCAAAUUUUAGCUAACCAAAUCGAGAUAAUCAUUUGCUUUUCCAAUUUUCCUCUCGAAGUUCCUGGUUGUAGGUAAGUACAAAUACUGUGUGAAUGUGGCUUUCAUCAUGCGAAGGAAAUUUAAUUGGACAAGAAAAACUGCAGAAUUCAAUCAAGGCCUUUUUAAACGGUUAAACUUGAAAAAAAAAAUGUGCAGAAGCUAUUAAAAUUUUAAUGGUAGAAAACCUAUAUUAUUUAAGUCUAAUUCUUAGCUUAGAUGCAUUCUCUUUUAGUUCUGAAAACUGCAUUACCAUCCGAAAGAAAACGUUGCGUGAUUAUAUUCUGUAAUGAGAGAGAGAGAGUGCUGCCUAAAAAUGAUAUUAAUUAAAUCGUUUUCACUGUGACUGUGGCGUUGUGUAGUCUUACCACGAUAAUUUACUUUUCCUUACAAAUGUAGGUGUACGAACGGUCAAUUUUUCUAAUAUUUUGUUUUAUAACUUGAAAUCCAUCCGAUUUUUUGUCACAGUUGUACAUGGAGGUCUUUAUGUUUUCCACUCAUUGGACGUUCCUGCAAAUCAGAAUCCAGUAGAAAAUCUCUGCUGGCGAAUCACCAACGGGAAACUGGAAAUGACCCAAAACUGCCAGGUUGUUUCUGUAGUUAAUGAGAUAAUAACCUAUCUGACCGUGGUUGGUUGUUAAAAGGUAUAUGGUGGGUAGAGAUAAGCUGCGUGGACAGCUAUUCCUUUACCAAUGUUGAAGACUCGUCAGCAUGGUUGGAAUUCCUUUUGCAUUCAGAUUCGAUUCGUAGUACACGGCUGGAUCGAUGAUCGCUUUUUUAGGGGUAGGAAGGGAAAGGUAGGGUAAUAUCAAUCAUGAUGAUGAUGAAAAUGAUGGUGAUGAUGAUGGCGGUGGGGCUAACUGUAACGUAGAUUAGUAAAUACGUUGUGAAGAAAAUUUUUUAAAUUGGAUUGAACUGAAUAAUUAGUUUAUUUACAUCUACUUGGAUUUUGGAAACCGGGUUAGCAAACAUUUUAUACUUUCUCUCAACUUCCCAUGCCUUUGCACUUUUAAUGCGUUGUUUGCUAAUGUUUCAAUUUUUUUCUCUGUUAUUUCUUGGUUACGAAUUUGUGUAGAAGUGGCUGUAGACAGAAUCUCGCGAAUUUCUAUCUAACCCCUCCCCCCUCCUUUUCCCCCUCUUUGGUCUUUUCCCGUUCCUAACCACAAUCUUUUCUCCAACACAAGUGACAGUAAUUUGAAAUCAGUGCGCGCCUAAAGCUGGUUUUGGUGCUGCCUAGCAGUUUAUAUUUCGUUGUAUGUCAGCUUGAGAAACGUUUCUCGGAGAGCAUUAUCUAAAGCUCUGAGAUGGGACAAAUUUAAUACGAUUCGCAGAGUCUGCAUCGUCCAAUACAGUACCGUAUUCUCGUUUCAUUUGGCUAAAUGGAUCAAUGAACCUGUUCCGGGCUAAAACAGAAAGGUACGAUAUAGUUCGCUUUUUUAAGUCUUUGACCUCGGAAACAGGGUUCUAGCUAAGAGUCAAAUCUAUUACACGAGAGCAAAAUUGCUGAUGAACUUUGACGUGGGCCCAAACUUUAUUCUCGUGUGAAAACAGGGUCUAUGCUAAUCUGCCGACCGUGUGACUUUACAUCCGGGAACUUGAAUAGGACCGUGAGUGUAAGAGAAAAGUCUAGGGGCGUUUAUCCGCCAAAAGGCUGAGUUUUUCCAAGUUAUUUGAUGAUAUUUCGCUAGUGUUAAACGUGAAAAGUUUAUGCGUGGUUGUGGAUAGUCUUAUCAGUACAGCGAAAGUGUAUGGUUGUGGUUUUUCCGGAUGUAGUUGACAGGCAAACUUAGGCAUGUGGUUUCUUGGUUAAGUUGUUGCACCAAAAUAUUCUGUACCAGCCACAAAAACACUUCGUCGGUGUUUAGCUUAGGUGAUUGUGCCUUGGAAACCAAUUCUCGAAUCAGGAAAAUUGGAUCUAGGUCUAGUUUGACAUAGUUUAAUCGGGCUUUUGGCUUUGAAAUAAACAAACCAAAGGCCGGUUUUUGCAGAUCAGGUUAUAACUUAAACUUUCUAGACUGAAAUGACACCGGUUUGAAACUUCACGGAGUUCAAUUACUGAAUAAAAUUGCUCUAAAAUUUGCGAUCUUUUAAAUCUGGACUAGGUGAAAUGGUUCCAGUGACCGCUAACUCACUGCUCGGUGUCAGUUAAAGGCUUUCAAUCGGCCUUUGAAUGAUUUUUCAUUGUUUUAAAUUGCCAAGGAGUAGAAUAAGUUAAUUUUUCGCUAACCCGGUUUUCAAAAAUUCAGGUAUACUUAUAUCAUUGCAAUUGAUGGAUAGGUUUUCAUCGCCCACAUCCCCGGAUUUAUGAAGGGAACUGGAGAAUUUCAGACAAUAUCAUUUGAGUCAGCAUGUGCCCCUGGUCACUAUAUUCGACAAAAGAACUACAAAUUUGUCUUGGGAACAAAAGGAGACCCAAAAUUUGGUAAGUGACAUUCAAAGAUGCCAAAGCACUUCAAAACUUUAAGAUCAUUCUUUGAUUGCAAUAACGGGAGAAAUUUUCAAGGCCUUUUUGCCACAAUUUUUAAAAAAAGGCAAGGGCAUGAUAGAGGAGAAAUUGCGCCAUCAUUUUGCUUCCUGCUCUCGACUACGUAAAAAGGACAAAAAAAUUUCAAUAGUAAUAUUUUGUAAGGAAAUCUUAUUUUAUAUUUUGCUUGUUGAAUCCGGAAUCGUGGGCUUUGGAAUCCGGAGUACAGCUCAAGGAAUCCGGAAUCCAAGUUCCACUGCUUAAGUCCAGAAUCCAGUACCUGCAAUUUAUUAGAAUGCACGACGUGGAAUCCAGAAUCCGAGACUGUCUAGGAUUCCUUUACAUGGGUCGAUACUGUAAACUGUAGUAAAUAUGCUCAUUACUUUGACUCUCAGAUUUUGAUGCCAGUGCAGCCUUCCACCAGGUAUUUUCAUUGCCAGGAACAUUUCAGUUCAGCCUAAUGAGAAAGGGAUGGUAUAUUUGCCAUAGCAAGGACACGGAGUAUCACAGAGUGGAUGUAGUCACAGACUUCAACAUGGCGUCCAUGCAAUGGUUUAGGCGAUGCUCAUUUGCCUUAAGACCUAUUAAAGAUGGAGAGGAUCAAUUGAUGAAUUGUUUCAACAUGGUUACAACGCCAGAGCCUCCUGUGACUCACGCAACUUCAUCAAAACCAACCAGCCGUCCCUCAAUAAGACCAACGACAAGUCACAAGCCUAAAGGUAAUCAGCAUAAUCCUUUAUUGGUAGAAAUGAAGGCUUUUCGUAAUGGCAGAGCUCACUCUUCUGGCUUUCAUUGAUAUUACCAUAAAUUGUCGCUUAUAAGCCCUUGGCUUAUACAUCUUCGUCUUAAGUUUUACGAGGGCUUUAUAAACGGAGGGCCUUUUAUCCGCGGAGGGGGUUUAUAACCGGAAAAGGCAUCAUUUUUUCAAAUGAUGCCUACACCCUGACAAGUGCGAGCACACUUCAUACAGUUUAAUUAAUCGCCCCUGCCCAUGUAAGGUAAUCCAAGACAGACUUGGACUCAGACUGGAUUCCUCGCUCUGAAUUCCGGAUUCCUAGCCAGUGGUACUUGCUUUCUAGAUUCUAACUGUUAGCGGAAUACCUAAAUCUGGAUUACCUUAAGUGGGCGCAAGUUUUAUCUGUGACUUCAGAGAAUUAGGGUCAAUAUUAUACAUUGUGGAUGUAAGAAAAAGAUGAGAUAAUCUUAACUAGAAGAAAAUAAGCUUAAGGAUGUUGUAAGUAGUCAAACAAACAGAAUCGGAAUUGAGCCCAUGAAUUCCGGAUGACCUGUUGGACACACGUUCACGAGUUUGCUCCUGUUCGAGCUACUACAAAUGAUUUUUCGAAAAUUCUCGUUGUAAACUUUCAUUGCGUACAGUUUUGCUGCAUACAUAAAAGUGACGCGUACGCUGCUCAUGGUUUUUUCGCUUUUUAGAGGGUUUUUGAGUACGUAUUCAAACCGAAAAUUUCCAUCGAAUUUGCUUAAUUUCAGGUCCUUGCGCAUACUUCCACUUUAUCAACACGGUUGAUAUACCCAUCAUCCUAUAUUCCAGUCUCAAACCAGAAGGUUAUUUGGUCACAGGACACGAGUUAGAUCUUCAUUACGUUAUAAAAAAAGGUCGAGCGGUAGGUUUUAAAGAGAUGCGGAAGAAAUCAAGGGUUUCAGGUGAUCAAGGAGAGAAUGCUUCCCAGGUAAGAUCUGGUAAAAAAAAAGGUCAGUUUACUCAAAAGUAGACAUGCCAUUGUUAUUUCAAAAUUUUCACUAGGUGAACACUAUAUGGCCGUAAAAAUACAAGGACCUAAUGUGCCAGGGUUGGGUUUGCAAAGAUGAUUUGACCUCCAAUGAUGAACUCUCAAGGUUUCCUCUCCGUCCUCACCCCUCAGGAGUGCCACAAUGCAACCGAAAUUUUAUCAGCCUGUUUUUUUUUAUUUCUCAAAAAAAGUAUCAGUCCACCGAAAACGAAAUCGAUCGCUUAAGAGUGACAAAUGAUACUCGAGUGUCUGCCUUCUUUGUUUUCUCGAUGUUAUUAAGGUAACGGAGAUUCUAUGUAGCUUAUUUUUAAACUAACAUAUUUGGCCGCUACCGAAAUAAGUUAUCAAUACUCCUUGCGCUAAUUUGCAGGACAUGGAUGUACCAGGAAAAAAUCAACAUCUUUACCUUGACGAGGCUUCAGCCAAGCUAUCGGGAGGUCAAAUAAUUACGUUUUGGGCUAAAGAUCCAACCGGAAAACGUGAAGUCUUCAUUGAUGGAAAAAAGAUAAUAUAUGUCAUUCCCGGUCUUGACUGUGAUCCUUCUAUUGAAGUCACACUGACUUCGAGGCCCAAGAAACGUAUGGCUACUCGUUUAACAUUCCUUAGCCCUUAUUUAACAACACUGUUAUGCAAUUUAGUAAGCAGACUUAAGGCUGUAUUGAAUAAUCUCCUCUAUAUACUUUUAAGACAUGAUUUUAUUUUAGAGUUUUUUUUGUUUGUUUGUUUCUGUUGUUCUUUUUCUAUUGGUCUAACUGUAUUGCUCAUACUAUGGGUUAUUUAAACUUGCGCUAUAAAGAAUUAAUUUCGAUGUCCCUUUUUCUCAGGCACGUCAACAACGAAGCCAACGACCUCUACACAAUCACCACCUUCAACAACUCAUGUUACAGCAUCACCAGUUCCUCCAACCUUCCCUCCCUCCCCUCCUCCUCCUCCUCCUCCUCCUUCUCCGCCCUCACAACCACCUCCUCCUCCUCCACCACCACCGCCACCACCUACUACUAUCCGACCACCACCUACUACUACUCGACCACCACCACCUCCAACCUUCCCUCCCUCCCCUCCUCCUCCUCCUCCUCCACCCGCCCCGCCACCACCUCCACCACCACCGCCACCACCUACUACUAUCCGACCACCACCUACUACUACUCGACCACCACCACCACCACCUCCUCCACCACUUGAACCCCUUCCCCCUUCUCCACCUCCACCCUUUCCUCCAUCGCCUGCACCUCCUCUCCCCCUCCCCCACCCCCUGCUUUACCUUCUACACCUACACCUUUGCCUCCUCCUAUUCCUCCUCCUUCUUCUACUCCCGCCUCUACGCCAUGUUCUCCACGAUUGCCACCAAAAUCGCAUUACACUACAACAGUGCGACCCUGCUCACCCACGAAACCAGUCAUGCCACCGCCACAACCGUCUAUCCCAACCUUACCUCCCAAGACUCAGCCUCCUGUGCCAGCACCUACCUCGGCACCAUCCGUGACAACACCAACCACUCUACCAGUAACACUUCCAACUUGCGGUCCUAAUACAACUAGGGCCCCUUUCUUGACAACAACAAUUCGACCGUGCAAACCAACCACUAAGCCUCAAUAUACCACACUUCCACCCUGUCCUCCCAAUCCUAACAACUUUCCCCCGGGACCUCCACCUUGCAAACCUUCCCUUAGCUCUCCCUCUCCCGUUCCAAAGCCAACUCCCCCUCCACUUUCUCCUCCAUCAUGUUCAUCACCAGGAAAACCUUCAACACCUGGGUUAG